AUGGAACAGCAUGUCCCAGACGGAAACACCAACAUAAAACCGGCAGGCUGCGAAGAGGGCGGGCCAGAGGAAGAGGAAAAGGUGGAAGAGGAGAGGAGAAUUAAAGCAGUUCUUUAUGUCAAAAAAUCAAGAAUGAUCCACAGGAAUCCUGAAGCAAAGCAGGAAAAUGCCUUUGGAAAGUCCUCAACUGCCUCGCCAGCUGAACCAGUUUACAAUGAUCACCAAGGGUAUCCGAGUCAGUUGAAGAAGAUGUGUAUGUCUGGUAUGAGGGGUCUUGAGAGCAAUCACGGUUUUGCCAGCUUUGAAGAGAACAGUAAUUAUUUCCUUAAAAUCUAUCUUUUCACCCCUCCAGCAGGGGCAAAUUACCCUUUAUUUCCACACCAGGAUGUUGUGCCUUUAACAGAUCUCUGCUCAGGUUUUGUGAGUCCAGCAGCAGGAGCUGAACAGCAGCCCAGUGUUGGAAGAGCUAUUGAAUCCCUGGCAGGCUACAGCAAUAGGGAACCUCACCAGCAUCCCCAUCACAGCCUGACCACAGAGACCUCCUGGAGGAAACCAGCCAGGACAGAAGGGGGAAGUCCAGGGUAUGACUCAGGCCAAAGAGAGCUUACAAAGGAGUUCCUGGGGAUGUUUUCUUCCAAAAUACAACCUCCAAAAUAAACAGGGGAGAUGUUGGAUGAUCCUGUUUCCCAGUAUUUCACAAAAAGAAGAUACAAUCGCAGACCUAAAAUAAGCCAAGUUGUCAGAGGCUUCUGAGACAGAUUUCAAACAACAUCUUUUACCUCUCCACAGAGAUCUGGUGGUUUUGUAAGCCAAAGCUCUCAAUCCUGUCAUAUCCCUUUAUAUAUCUGCUGUGUUGGUGCAGUAAAUUUUGAAGGCAUUGCUGGUGUAGUCUUAGUCCUACUUAUCCAUGUUCAAACUUUGAAACCUCACUACAAAAGCACCGAACACUAUGUUUCACUUCUUAGCAUGAUUUUGACACUGCCUCUUGCAUUCUUGUUACUUGGGAAAAGGGAAAAACUCACUCCAGAUAUUCCUGGAUACACUGGCAAGGUUCAUUGGUCAGCAACUCACCCAGAAAAUUCUAAUCUUCCAUCAACAGCCCCAUCAGUAAUUGCAGGAAUGCAUGGAUACCUUGCAAAACAUGGAAUGACUCAGUAGAAGCACCUAGGACUUUUUUCUCAACUCCAGUUGGUCCUCAGAUUUCUUUCAAAGCAGAAUAAAAAACUAUUACGAUUUAGAGAAUGCCAAUCCUUUUUACCUGGAUAA
This is a messenger RNA of Pyrgilauda ruficollis (rufous-necked snowfinch), 1266 nucleotides long. RefSeq names its product spermatogenesis associated 48 (gene SPMIP7). The record is from RefSeq and is a predicted model, not a curated record. Lineage: Eukaryota; Metazoa; Chordata; Aves; Passeriformes; Passeridae.